CGGGGAGCACAGGCCAUUUACGCGGGGAGCAAGCGGCGCACAAAGCCCCAUUGCACGCGAGGCACUCGGAACCCAUCAUCUAGACGCCCGGCAACCAGCAGCCCAGAAGACGCUGCAGCGGACGCACCGGGGGCAGCCCUGCAGCAACUACAGCCAUGGGCGCCGACCCCGCUAGAAAGAAGCACCCCUUCCUCAAGGCCCGCUUCCAGAUCGGCUCCUGCAAGGGCCCUAUUAAUUAUGCUGCGUCUGAACCCACCUUCCACCCCGAUGAUAUACCAGCCUCGAAGAAAGCAAGCAAGGCCGCCUCGUUAAAGUGGGCUAGAGGUGGUACCUUUCCUGGCGAGAAAUCAUUAUGGAACGCGUCUUCCGCCGGUCAUUUGUAUUCCAAGAAAUUUGGGCUGCGGACUCGGAUCAACGCUGAUCAUGAUAGGGCGAGAUACGCCUACAAUUUCCGAGCCGAAGAACUGCCCCCAAAGAACUUCGAACCUCUACCGAAAACCCACAAGUUCAAGAUCGACGUCAUGCCCGAAUCGAGAAAACAAACGAUAAGGCAAGCGGCCAUCGACGAUCCGUCCUACAACUUCAAGACUUGUAACCUCGAGAUGCCGGUGUCUACCAAGUUACGAGGCAAAGCUAGGUGGAACAUCGAGCAGUUCUGUUCCGGAUUGGCCGAGCAUGAAAAAAUAAGAGAGGAUAGGCAGAACCUGUUGCUUACGAGGGCUCGCGCGAACACCGCAAAAGUCUCGCAGCGCUUAGAUAACUACACAAAGAUCCACAAGCUGCCUCUGCGUCGAUUACCGCCUACGUAUAAACGGCGGUUUGACGACUGGACGCCCGAGAUGGCGGCCGCGCGCGAGGCCGCGCUCGAGCCCCUGCCCUCGACGAAGAACCGCUGCGCGACCAGCAAAAAGCCGUCGCGGCGGCGGAGCUUCGGCCACUCGGGCGUCUUCGAGUACAACGGCCAGGAGGGCGCCUGGAUGUGGAGCGACACCGGUAGUUUCGUGCAGAACGACCCGUACGGCGACCGGAACAAGGUCUUCGAUACGAAUCGCGGCAACUACGCGGCGCCGACGUCGAGCCUCUAGCUAACUGGUUUUUUAGGCA
Molecule: messenger RNA, 1104 nt
Organism: Pelagomonas calceolata
Lineage: Eukaryota; Pelagophyceae; Pelagomonadales; Pelagomonadaceae
Source: the annotation of a GenBank genome assembly